Molecule: messenger RNA, 520 nt
Organism: Drosophila serrata
Lineage: Eukaryota; Metazoa; Arthropoda; Insecta; Diptera; Drosophilidae
Product: protein Turandot M-like
Biological process (GO): immune system process
Source: RefSeq, a predicted model, not a curated record
CUCAACUUGUUAAUCUGACAAUCAGUAACUAAAGCCUCAAUAUGAAAUCUCAAAUUGUUCUAAGCUGCCUGGUGGUCAUCAUCGGAAGCCUUGUGUGGACAGCCAGUGCCGAACAGGAGUUUGAAUCUGAUAGGGAACAUGUAAUUGAGGCCUACAAAAAUGCUAAUCCUGAAUCCGUUGGGGAUAGCAACAUCGUCUUUCUGGUGAAUUUUCUCGACAAGUACGCCGAUCAGAUUCAGUUGACUCCCGAACAAAAGUCCAAAGCUUCAGAUAUAGUAAAGCAAUACAAUGAGGAAAAGGAAAAGCAACCUUUGGUGGAUGGUGUGCCGCCUCAAGGUGGUUGGUUUUCAAAACUUGUAAGGACGCUCGUUGUUCAACUGGGCAUCGAACUCGCUACCGAGGGAAUCAAGAAAGCAACGGAAUCUUAAGGCUUUAGAUCCCUUCACAAUGCUUUUUGUAAUAUACCCUUGUUUUGAGGACUUUGUGAUCCUAAUAAAUUGGAAAUAAUUGGCAUACUGAA